Molecule: messenger RNA, 990 nt
Organism: Trichoderma reesei QM6a
Lineage: Eukaryota; Fungi; Ascomycota; Sordariomycetes; Hypocreales; Hypocreaceae
Exons: 3
Coding region: 295-990 (231 amino acids)
Source: RefSeq, a predicted model, not a curated record
GAUCAAAGGCAAACCUACAAAAAGGUCAAAUCGAGACGACAUCCAAAUCGACGUUGCAGCCGACCUUCGAUAUUCGAGUAUAUACGCACGCAAUUGCCGAACUUGAUCCCUCUUCUCAGCCCGAAUAGAUUCUCGAAUUCGUCAAAUUCGAGCUGCAUAUAGAAAGACGGGAGAAAUCAAAUUGGUCUGGACCAGGGCAGCGAUACAAUCCGCCAAGCCCGACGACGAAAAUACACCCGCUCGAGGCGUUACACAGAUAUCCAUACACACCUGCACGCAGACAACACCGACAUCAUGCGGCUUUCAUUACUCGUUACGCUCGCCCUGACGGCCCUCAUCGAGGCCCACACCGUCAUGGUAUACCCGGGAUGGCGCGGCAACAACCUCAUUACCAACGAGACGUUUCCCUACGGCAUGCAGUGGAUGUAUCCAUGCGGCGGCAUGGGAACGAGCAGAAACCGAACGUACUGGCCCACCACCGGCGGCGCCGUCUCCUUCCAGCCCGGCUGGUUCCGCGGCCAUCUCCAAGCCCAGCUGCAGAUCAACCUCGGAUACGGCACCGACGGCCCCGACGGCGGACCCCCGAACAUGUCCAACAUCAUGGUCAAGCCGUUUAUGCUCCUCGGUCCAACGAACAAUCCCUACCCGGGGACGGUCUGCUUGCCGCAGGUCCCUCUGCCUGCUGGCGCAAACGUCUCGGCUGGAGAUAGGGCGACGAUUCAGGUUGUCGAACAGGCUCAGCACGGCGCAUCUCUGUACUCUUGCGUCGACAUCAUCUUUGCCGAGCCAGGCGACCCCCGCAUCCCCAUCGUCAACGAGACAAACUGCUUCAACUCGACGCAAUUCGGCUUCGCCCAAAUCUACACCGUCACCACGCAGGAACCCUCCCUCGACGUCAUCGCCUCCACGACGACCGGGUCGGCCCCGAGAUACUACAGCUGGGCCGGCUGGCUGCCGCUCGUUGCCGGAGCGAUAUGGAUGGCUUUGUGA